This is a messenger RNA of Arabis nemorensis, 642 nucleotides long. Lineage: Eukaryota; Viridiplantae; Streptophyta; Magnoliopsida; Brassicales; Brassicaceae. The record is from the annotation of a GenBank genome assembly.
AUGAUGGUUGCUCUGUUCUCUGGCUAUGUCAACAGUCUUCACCGUCGAUUCUUUGGCUCGUUCCACCGUCUUCAUUGCCCUCCGUUUCACUCUCUCAGAGUCGCUCCGUUUCACUCUCUCAAAGCCUCUCAUCUGCUGCUCCAGUGUCGGCAAAAUCUCUUGCCAACGGUGCCUUGCUAUCGCUGUCGAUUAAAAGGCCGGAGGCUGAGUUUCUAUUGCCGCGUGCAUAUUGAAACUUCUCAAAUCUUACUCCUCUAUGGAGCUGGUGUUGCUCUAUUCCAUCAGGGGCUUUCUCUAUUCCCUCAACUCCUUACCUAUGGCUCCUCGUUCCAUCAACAGCCGUGUCCUUCGAGUUGGCAUAUCUUGUCGUUUAAGGUAUCACAAGUAUCGUCAGGCCUGGAGCACACUCUGGUACAAACUUUCAGUAGCAUAAAACUCUUUGAAUGGUGUUUUUAUGAAGGCUUGGUUAGUCUUGUAGUUGUGUGGCAAAUACCAGAGAGUUUUUAUUCCAUUAAGUUCUCGUAUGUGUUGUUGCUUAUGUCUUUGUCUUAUCACAACCAUUUCGACUCUGGAAUAUCGAGUUUGAUUUCUGUCCUUCUGUGGCUGCUUGGAAUUUGUAUCUCACGCGGUCGUUGCAACUAG